Symbiodinium sp. CCMP2456 is the source of this 794-nucleotide messenger RNA. The record is from the annotation of a GenBank genome assembly. NCBI's taxonomy places the organism in Eukaryota, Dinophyceae, Suessiales, Symbiodiniaceae.
AUGGUUGCAUGGCGAUUCGCCAUCCGCCAAGGCGAUAAGGUGCGUUGCAUUGACGAUCUGCGGGAGAACGAGCUAAACAACGCCUACACGGCGGUGGAAAAGAUCACUCUUUCCGCGAUGGAUCACAUGAUAUGGGCACUGCAAACACUGCUCAGAUACUUCACCCAGCGGGGCGAGGUGUCUCUCGAACUUUCGACAGGUGAGGUUCUCAAAGGCAAGGUCCAUGAGGCUUGGUCGUUGGAUAAGGGGUCCCUGGUCGUGACAGCACUUGAUCUCCGCAGCGCCUACAAACAACUUCCCCUUAAUCCUCUUGACCAGGUCUUGGGAGUGAAGCUUGACUUGUCUCUUGCUCAUGAAGGCGAAAUCCGUAUCACCAACAAGCCAUCCCGUAUUGAGGAAGUGCGGGGUUUGCUUGAGUCCGCGGUGGCAUUAAAGGCUCUGGUUCCUUCAAAGGUGCCUAGGUCACUUGGAGGCUCAGGUAGACACGCUGUCAGCUUGGACGGCUCUCAGCUAGCAGCCCUGGAGGUCUUGAAGGCACGCUUUGAGCUCGGCCGCCCUCUGUCAAUCAAGGCAUCGGUCCCGGUGCCUCCGGCGGUGAUCUUCACCGACGGCGCCCUCGAAGAUGGUAAAGCUACCAUAGGAGGGGUGCUCUACCCAUCUUGUAGGCAGAUGCCGGCUGAGGUUUUUGGGGCUACUCUGCCAUGCAAUGUGCUUGAAUUGCUCAAGGGUGAUAAGGAGCAUGUCAUUGGAGCUGUCGAGUUGUUUGCUGUAGCCGUAGCCAUAAAGCUUUGGAU